Papilio xuthus (Asian swallowtail) is the source of this 1697-nucleotide messenger RNA. Its product is annotated as serine/threonine-protein phosphatase 2A regulatory subunit B'' subunit gamma. The record is from RefSeq and is a predicted model, not a curated record. The transcript is spliced from 7 exons. Gene Ontology annotation, biological process: regulation of dephosphorylation; B cell homeostasis; positive regulation of B cell differentiation. Lineage: Eukaryota; Metazoa; Arthropoda; Insecta; Lepidoptera; Papilionidae. The coding region runs from base 58 to 1488 and encodes 476 amino acids. Gene Ontology annotation, cellular component: centrosome; spindle.
AACAUAUUGUGAUCUUUUUAUUUUAAAUUGAAUUAAUACGUAAAAUUAAAUAAAACAAUGUCUGAAAACACUUCCGAAGACAAAACCGAUGAUAAAGUUAACAAUAACGUGUGUGAAAAUGAAACAAGUCCGGUUCAAAAUGAACUUAAUAACAAGUUGAAAAAUCGAGUAAAAAAUUACAUCAAAAAAUUGGAAGACACAGGUUCUGUAACAACAAAAGAUGAAAGCGAAAAAAUGGAAAUAGAAACAUUCAAACAACUUUACAAACCAAAAUUAGAGGGAAAUCAAGAAUCAUACAAAAAAAUACCAAAAUUCUACUUCAAACUUCCAAGAUCUGAUGAAGUAUUGGCACAGAAGUUAAGAGAAGAGACUAGAGCUCAGUUUUUACAGAAGAAAAGCAAGGAAUUGUUGGAUAAUAGUGAAUUGAAACAUUUAUGGAGUCUUUUAGAGAAAUCGAAUGCAAAUUACACUCCGUCAAGUAAUGAUGAAUUGACAAUAGAUUAUAUUCAGUAUAGGAAAAUUAGGGAUGAGGCUGGCCCUAAAUAUAGACCGUACUUCACAGCAGAAGUGUUUGGCCGUCUCCAAGCAGCUGAGGGUGGUUUUGGCAAAGUCCGUGGUGUGUCUUUAUUUAAUUAUGUAAUGAGACGCGUCUGGCUGCAACAGACAAGGAUUGGUUUGUCGUUGUAUGAUGUGACAGGACAAGGAUAUCUUACUGAACAUGACUUAGAGAGCUACAUAGCAGAGUUAGUGCCAUCUCUAGCGGCCCUGGAUGGUCUAGACUCCUCAUUCAGUUCAUUCUAUGUGUGCACCGCAGCAAGAAAGUUCUUGUUCUUCUUAGAUCCAUUGCGAGUGGGCAGAGUUAGGAUCAGAGAUGUAUUGAGCUGUUCCUUUUUGGAUGAUUUGUUAGAGUUACGUGAAGAAGAUCUACCUAUGGAGCUCCAGGAACAGAACUGGUUCAGUGCAGCAUCCGCUCUGAGGGUUUAUGGACAGUACCUCAAUCUGGAUAGAGACCACAACGGCAUGCUCAGUAUUAAUGAAUUAGCAGGGUAUGGUUCAGGUACACUGACCCGUGCGUUCCUGCAGCGCGUGUUCCAGCAGUGCCUGACGUACGACGGUGAGAUGGACUACAAGACAUAUCUGGAUCUAGUCCUAGCUCUGGAGAACAGGAAGCAGCCCGCAGCACUGGCAUAUCUCUUCAGAGUAUUAGAUAUCAACUCGCAGGGAUAUCUUGAUGCUUUCACCUUGAAUUAUUUCUUUAAGGCAAUACAAGAACAAAUGGUUGCCCACGGCGCGGAACCUGUCAACUUCGAUGACGUAAAAGACGAGAUCUUCGACAUGAUCAGACCUGAGCAUCCCUCCAGGAUCACUCUGCAGGACCUGGUGCGCAGCGGGCACGGCCACACUGCUGUCUCCAUACUGCUGGAGCUGCACGGCUUCUGGGCAUACGAGAACAGGGAGGCUCUGGCUGCUGCUGGAGAUCAUAGUUGACAGAUGCAUUUUGGUGUUAAAAAAUUUGAUAUAUCCUCACUAUGAAGGUAGAUUCUGGAGCAUCGCGCAUGAUAACCCAAGGUAAAUAUGGGAAAGUGAAUUAGUAAGAGGAGGGGACAUAUAGGAAGGGGAAUGACAAUUUUACUAAUAUAAAUGUGUCAGUUUGAAUGGAUGUUUAUUAAAAGAUAUCUCCGGAACAGUUCAAUGGA